CUGAAAAAUGGCGGGUGCAUCAGUGAAGGUGGCGGUGCGAGUCCGCCCAUUCAACUCCAGAGAGAUCGGACGCAACGCCAAGUGUGUGAUCCAGAUGCAGGGAAACACCACCUGCAUCUCCAAUCCCAAACAGCCCAAAGAUGGAGCCAAGAACUUCACCUUUGACUACUCCUACUGGUCACACACAACGCCCGAUGACCCCGGCUUCACCUCUCAGACACAGGUGUAUAAGGACAUCAGAGAGGAGAUGCUGCUGCACGCCUUCGAAGGAUACAAUGUGUGUAUUUUUGCGUAUGGACAGACGGGUGCAGGAAAGAGCUACACUAUGAUGGGCAAACAGGAGCCUGGACAGGAAGGGAUCAUACCACAGCUAUGUGAGGACUUGUUUCAGAGAACAGGAGAAAACACAGAUCCUGACCUGACCUACUCCGUAGAGGUGUCCUACAUGGAGAUCUACUGUGAGCGGGUUCGGGACCUGUUGAACCCAAAAUCCCAGGGCACGCUGCGGGUCCGGGAGCAUCCCAUCCUGGGGCCCUACGUGGAGGAUCUGUCCAAACUGGCUGUGACUGGAUUCACGGACAUCCGGGACCUGAUGGACGCCGGCAACAAAGCUCGGACGGUCGCAGCUACAAACAUGAAUGAGACGUCGUCCAGGUCCCACGCUGUCUUCACCAUCGUCUUCACCCAAAAACGACGAGAUCAGAUGACCAGCCUGGACACUGAGAAAGUCAGUAAGAUCAGUCUGGUCGACCUGGCUGGAAGUGAACAAUCAGACUCCUCUGGGGCAAAGGGCACACGGCUCAAGGAAGGAGCAAACAUCAACAAAUCUCUGACCACAUUAGGAAAAGUGAUUUCAGCUUUGGCUGAAAUGCAGAGCAGUAAAAAGAGGAAAAGUGAUUUUAUUCCCUACAGAGACUCUGUUCUCACCUGGCUACUGAAGGAGAACCUGGGAGGAAACUCUCGCACAGCAAUGAUUGCUGCGCUAAGUCCUGCUGACAUCAACUACGAAGAAACACUGAGCACUCUGAGAUAUGCUGACCGUGCCAAACAGAUUCGCUGUAACGCUGUGAUCAAUGAAGAUCCAAAUGCCAAACUGAUCAGAGAGCUGAAGGCCGAAGUGGAGCGACUGAGAAACCUGCUGUUCUCUCAGGGCCUGCAGGAGCUGCUGGACAAUGCUGUCAACAACAACAACAACAACAUCAACGGCCCCGGUGGUGUCGCAGGUGCGUCCCCCUCCCCUCUCCAGCUGGCUCUCACAUCCAAUGGGAUCACACCUGAGAAUGGCUCCGCCCCUCCAGGCGCUGAGCCGGUAUCUGAAGGUGACACGCCUGCUGACCGUGAUCAGCUGAUUGAGGAUGGAGAGGAAAGGGUGGAGGGAGAGUCCACAGAGAACAUCAGCAAAGAGGAAGCAGCUGAGAGACUGAUGGAAACAGAGAAAAUCAUCGCUGAGCUGAACGAGACGUGGGAGGAGAAACUGAGAAAAACAGAAUCUAUUCGUUUGGAGAGAGAGCCCCUGCUGGCAGAGAUGGGCGUGUCCAUAAAGGAAGAUGGAGGAACGCUGGGCGUCUUCUCUCCUAAAGGAACGCCUCACCUGGUCAACCUGAAUGAAGACCCUCUGAUGUCCGAGUGCCUCCUCUAUUACAUCAAGGAGGGAGUGACCAGGGUCGGGCAGCAGGACGUGGACAUUAAACUGUCGGGUCAGUUCAUAAAGGAGAUUCACUGCGUUUUUGUCAGUGAGACCAACGAGCAGGGAGAAGGUAACCGCAUUGUGAUGGGGAAGAACCACGUGUUUCGGUUCAACCACCCGGAGCAGGCGAGGCUGGAGAGGGAGCGCAGCGCCACGAUGGAGCAGCAGGGGGAGCCGGAGGACUGGAACUACGCGCAGAAAGAGCUGCUGGAGAAACAAGGCAUCGACAUCAAGCUGGAGAUGGAGAAGAGACUGCAGGACGUGGAGACUCAGUACCGUAAAGAGAAGGAGGAGGCUGACCUGCUGCUGGAGCAGCACAGACUGUAGCCUACGCAGACAGCGACAGCGGGGACGACUCGGACAAACGAUCCUGUGAGGAGAGCUGGAGGCUCAUCUCCUCCCUGAGAGAGAAGCUG
Messenger RNA from Maylandia zebra (zebra mbuna), 2103 nucleotides. The record is from RefSeq and is a predicted model, not a curated record. Lineage: Eukaryota; Metazoa; Chordata; Actinopteri; Cichliformes; Cichlidae.